This is a messenger RNA of Aegilops tauschii subsp. strangulata, 1974 nucleotides long. Its product is annotated as UPF0481 protein At3g47200. Lineage: Eukaryota; Viridiplantae; Streptophyta; Magnoliopsida; Poales; Poaceae. The record is from RefSeq and is a predicted model, not a curated record.
CCGCCCGAUGCAUCGGCCUUAUCCUUUCGUAUCCAAAUCAGCGCAACUACCUCCUCUCAUCUCCAUCACGCGCUCUUUCUCCCUCGCCGUCUCCUACCUCGCGAUUCUCGCCGCCUUAGCCUAGCGCUGCAAGCCACCUGCAUGCUGGUCUUGCUGCAUUAUCAUGCAUGCUCGGCUACAAACUCUGGAACACCACUAGGGUUGAGACUUGAGAGGGUAGCUCACCUCCACGAGUGCUAGGCGGCAGCGUAAGGCCAUCGGUGGACAAGCAAAUGGAUCAAAAAGGCCAAUCUAUGGAUUCGGAUUCCUGCGUCCUGGAGAUGGAUCGGCUGGCCCAUGACCUGGAAGAUAAGCUGGCCAGCCUGAAUUCAUCCAAGGCGAAGGUUGGCGACGGUCACCGUCCUUGUUCCAUCAUCGUUGGCAAGGUCCGUGACCUCACGCGCAACGUCGACAGCAGCGAGUACGAUCCUGACCACGUCGCCAUCGGCCCGUACAACUACCCUCGCCCCCAGAGCAGAAGCCCACACCUCGCCAUGGAGCAUGACAAGCUAGCAAGCCUCGACCUAGUGCUCUCGGCGGCAAAGGCGGCGAGACCAACUAUGACGGUGGAGGUCUACGUCAAGGAGCUGGCAUGCCUGGAGCGUGACACCAGGAACUGCUACGCCAACACAUUUGAUGACAUGACGAGCGAGCAAUUCGUGCGCAUGCUGCUCCUCGACGGCUGUUACAUACUGUCCCGCCUCGUCGGACUCCGAGCACAUCAUCUAGAUCUAGAUGAUGUGGGGACUGCAGAGGCCAGCGUCUCGUCGGCAAACAGGGCGGAGGCGCUAGCGGUCGUCCGCGACGUGUUCUAUCUCGCGGAGAACCAGAUACCGUUCUUCGUCCUUGAGAAGAUCGGGGAGCUGACCACUUUGGACGGUAAGGAUCGUGUGUUUACACACAUCUCGGAUUAUGCCCUUGAUCUCAUGAGGAGACAAAAGUACGCAACGGCCGCGCCGGCCAUGGUGCCGCCAGAGCCGAUCGUGCCGGGUAAUCUUCUCCAUCUUCUUCAUAUGCACUUGAAGCCUGUUGCACUAUCCGUCUCGCCUUCCGUGCCGGUUAGCACCGUCGAUCCCGUGUAUGUGCGCCGGUGGCGCUCGGCGACGGAGUACAACUUUGCGGGAGUGAAUUUCAAGGCUCGGGCCAUGAGCGAGAAGGGUCUCAUCCGCUGCAUCCUCGACGUGAAGUUGGACGUCGGUGGCGGCACGCUGGAGGUCCCCUGCCUGGACAUCGACUCCGAGACUUGGCGGUUAUUACGCAACUUGAUAGAGCUGGAGCAACGUAACCGAGAGACAGUGGGGAGCCACGUCACGGCAUACUGCGUGUUCAUAUCCCAGGUGGCCUGCACCACGAAGGACGUGGAGCUCCUGUCGAAGAGAGGCGUCAUCGUGCAUGGCCAUGGCAACAAUGAAGAGGUGGCCAAAUGCUUCGCCGACCUUUGCAAGGGGAUCCAGUUCGACCCUGAUGACCCCAGUUGCAACUAUCUUCGUGAGACAUGCAAGAAGUUGGAGAAGCGGUUCCAGAGCUACCCGCGAAGGUGGAUCGCGUGGCUAAUGCAGAGGUACUUGAGGAACCCCUGGCUAGCCGUUGGGCUCCUGGCAGCUGCUAUUGGCUUAGUUCUCGCACUCAUCCAAACUGUCUACUCUGUUUUGUGUUACUACAAACAAUGAUCAAAUUAGAAAUCUAAAGAUCUUUCCGGUCUCUGGAAACCGGACGUCACGAUAAUAAUAUUUAGAUCAUGUCCUACAUGACUUUACAAAAAUCACGGUAGAGUUAUGGAAUGCCGAAGGGCCAUCACACUUAUGGAAUGUAUUUUUAGUCAUGUAUUCUGCGUUGUGAGUUAUGACAUGUUCACUGGACAGCCAUAAGGGGUGUUGAACGAUGUAUAGUGGAUUUUAACUGACAAAAUAGAAAAGAAAAAAUGAUGAUAAGUUA